AUGCAUGAAUGCUGGGCUGAGAUGGAAAGACUUGUUGAUAAUGGCCUUACUCGCAACAUUGGGGUGUCUAAUUUCAAUUGCCAACUCUUGAUGGACAUGCUUACCUAUGCAAGAAUCCCUCCAAGCUUAUUGCAGAUUGAACUUCACCCAUAUUUGUCUCAAGAGCAUCUCGUCAAGUGGGCUCAAUCUCAAAGUAUUGCAGUCACUGCAUACUCGUCAUUUGGCCCUACUUCUCUCAUUUCAACUGGCUCCAAGAGAGCAAAAGCAGUUGAACCUUUGUUCGAGAACCCAGUUAUCAAGGAUAUCGUUGCAAAGUACAAUAGAAAUCCUUCUGAAGUUGCCUUGAGAUGGUCUCUUGAGCGCUCUGUUGCCGUUGUGCAAAAGAGUUUAAACAUUGAUCGCGUGAGAAUGAACUUGGAAGCUUUGAACUGGGAAAUGGAGGAGGAAGAUGUCGAGUCUAUCAACAAAUUAGACACGGGUCUUCGUUUUAAUGAUCCUAUGGUAAAUGCUCAAAAUAUUCCUCUGUUCUACUAG
Messenger RNA from Mucor velutinosus, 534 nucleotides. RefSeq lists its product as uncharacterized. NCBI's taxonomy places the organism in Eukaryota, Fungi, Mucoromycota, Mucoromycetes, Mucorales, Mucoraceae. The record is from RefSeq and is a predicted model, not a curated record. Gene Ontology annotation, molecular function: aldose reductase (NADPH) activity. Bases 1 to 534 code for a protein of 177 amino acids. Gene Ontology annotation, cellular component: cytosol. The transcript has a single exon.